AUGGCGAUCCGCCUCUGGAACGAGAUCGACCGCCUCCCCGUGAAGCCCCCAGUCACGCUCGGCGUCAUGGCGCUCUCCUCCGCGCUGCACUUUGGCAUCCUCGGCGACCGAACCUUCAGCGCAUCGGACGCGUGCCUGAACCCGCGCGCGGUGAUCGAACUCGGGGAGUGGCACCGCCUCGUCACCGCGCCGCUCUUCUACGCGGACGAGAUGCACCUGGUGUACAACCUCAGCUCGAUGCUGUGGAAGGGUGUCCAGCUCGAGACGCGCAUGGGCAGCGAGGCGUUCGCGAAGCUCCUCGUCUUCCUCCUCGUCAGCGUCAACGCCGCCGCGUGCGCGGUCGCGUGGGUCACGCGCGCGCAUUUCGCGUCGGUCGAGGAGGCGUACUACCGCUCGUGCGUGACCGGCAGCGCGGGGGUGCUGUUCGCGCUGAAGAGCGUGAUAUUCUCGGGGGAGGAC
Micromonas pusilla CCMP1545 is the source of this 459-nucleotide messenger RNA. RefSeq lists its product as uncharacterized. Gene Ontology annotation, molecular function: serine-type endopeptidase activity. The record is from RefSeq and is a predicted model, not a curated record. The annotation marks the transcript as partial. The transcript has a single exon. Gene Ontology annotation, cellular component: membrane. NCBI's taxonomy places the organism in Eukaryota, Viridiplantae, Chlorophyta, Mamiellophyceae, Mamiellales, Mamiellaceae.